Molecule: messenger RNA, 1231 nt
Organism: Colletotrichum godetiae
Lineage: Eukaryota; Fungi; Ascomycota; Sordariomycetes; Glomerellales; Glomerellaceae
Exons: 2
Coding region: 277-1215 (312 amino acids)
Molecular function (GO): NAD binding; oxidoreductase activity, acting on the aldehyde or oxo group of donors, NAD or NADP as acceptor
Source: RefSeq, a predicted model, not a curated record
GUGGAAUUACCCGUCCCAAAUCUCCAUGCUAUUUCAAUCAAAGACAGCUGCAAAUGCAUUCGGCCAUCGGACAAUGAGUUGGCGUUGUCCGCUCGGACUAGACGUUAUGGUCACUAGCGCUCGGCCUCGUGCAUAGGUAAUGAAACUACAGCACGACGUACGAUGACCGCAAUCUUGAACAUCGACAUCAUCAUUAUUCAACCUGUGCUUUAGAAAAAUAUUGCAGCAUCUUUAAACCACACGGGUAUUCUGCCGUCUCAAUUGAAAUCACCAAUCAUGGCAUCACCAAUUCGUAACGUUGCCAUCAUCGGCGCGACUGGCCAGAUGGGCUCUCAAAUGGCCAAGACCUUGCUCGAGUCCGGCUUCAAUGUCACAGCCAUACAGCGCUCCGAAUCCGCCAAGACCGUUCCCUUGGGAGUCAAAGCCAUCAAACUCGACUUGAAAGAUGUUAGCGCCCUAACUACAGCUUUUGAAGGCCAGGACGCGGUCAUUUCAGCUGCGCCGGACCCCAUCGUUUUGGAGAACCAGAAGCCAUGGAUCGACGCAGCCGUCGCUGCCAGGGUGAAGCGCAUCAUCCCUUCCGAGUACAGCACCAACGUGGACUCGUCACUCGCCGAGGGUCUGCCCAUCGUCGUCGACAAGGUCCGUACUAGACGCUAUCUCAUCGAGCAGAUUUCCAAGACCGGCAAUAAUUCGAGCUGGAUGAGUGUCAACAACGGGCCCUUUUUCGAGCUCGUUCUCGGCUUCGGUGGGCUUGGUCCAAACUUCCGGAGCAAGACGGCUCGGUACCACAAUGGCGGCGACAACUUGAUCGGAACGACGAAGAUUUCGGAUGUCGCUGAGACGAUUGCCAAGGUCUUCCGUGAUGAAAGGGGACUGUACAAGGAGGCUGAAAAUAAGUCUUUGUACAUCUAUUCCGCUGCUGUCAGUGAGAAGGAGUUGACGGAGAUGGCGGAGACUGUGACGGGUCAAAAGUUUGAGGUGCAGAACUUUGAUGUUGAGGAGGUUUACCAGAAUGCCAAAGUCAAGUUUGCUGAAGGUGACAGGUCGGUCUGGAUUGACUUUUACUACCAGAUGAUGUAUGGAAAGGGGUACGGAGGUAGCGAGAGCUUCCAGGAGAUGAGUUGGAACGACAAGGUCGGAUUGAAAACCAUGAGCAAUAAGGAGGUCGAGGAUGCUCUCAGAAAGGCGGCUCAACAGGCAGGUCUGAUCUGAUCAGUCAAUAUAUAUG